Arctia plantaginis is the source of this 471-nucleotide messenger RNA. NCBI's taxonomy places the organism in Eukaryota, Metazoa, Arthropoda, Insecta, Lepidoptera, Erebidae. The record is from the annotation of a GenBank genome assembly.
AUGUUAAAUUUAACGCUGGUUUUAGAGGAAAAGAAGGUGCCAACGGCUCACGCACAAGGCGUAUUAGGGAAAAAAGCAGCCCUGCCUUGCGAUAUUCAACCACUGGCUGCAGAAGACCAUGUCUCCAUGGUACUGUGGUUCAAAGAGACGGAUGGAGAACCGCUGUACAGUUACGAUGUCCGCGGUCGUCUAGCUACACAGCCAAAACUCUGGUCAUCUCCUGCUGGCUUCGGCACAAGAGCAUACUUCAGAGCAGCUGCUAAUCCAGCUGUUUUGUUCGUGGACAGCGUGGUCUCCACUGAUGCAGGCGUAUACAGAUGCAGAGUGGAUUUUAAAAAUAGCCCUACUAGGAAUUUGAAGGUCAACUUCACUGUUAUUAUAUCUUCUCUUGUUGAGAUUGGAAACUGUAAUAAAGUCAAUAAUGGCCCGGACGUACAGAUAAAAAUAACGAAAGAAGUUGAGAGUCGUUAA